Messenger RNA from Orbicella faveolata, 1065 nucleotides. Its product is annotated as kinesin light chain-like. NCBI's taxonomy places the organism in Eukaryota, Metazoa, Cnidaria, Anthozoa, Scleractinia, Merulinidae. The record is from RefSeq and is a predicted model, not a curated record.
CACGGGUUAACAUUAUCAAUGACAUGCCAGUAUAAAUCAUCAAUAUCUUACCACGAGGAGGCUAACAAGAUCUACCGAGCAAUUUACGGUGAGCAUCAUUUCAAAGUAGCGGCAAGUUAUGAAAAAUUGGGAAAUGCUUAUCUCGGCCUUGGACAGUACAAUGAGGCAAAAGAAUACCACGAGAAGGCACUGAUCAUCAGGAAAAAAAUUUUUUCCGAGGAACAUGCUGACGUCGCAGCAAGCUAUAACAACUUGGGAGUUGUUUAUCAAGAUCUUGGACAGUACAAUGAAGCAAAAGAAUACUACGAAAAGGCACUGAUCAUCAGGAAAAAGAUUUUCGGCGGGGAACAUGCUGACGUCGCAGCAAGCUAUAACAACCUGGGAGUUACUUAUGGUAAUCUUGGACAGUACAAUGAAGCAAAAGAAUACUACAAAAAGGCACUGAUCAUCACGAAAAAGAUUUUCGGCGAGGAACAUGCUAAAGUCGCAACAAGCUAUAACAACUUGGGAGUUACUUAUGGCAAUCUUGGACAGUACAAUGGAGCAAAAGAAUACGACGAAAAGGCACUGAUCAUCAGGAAAAAGAUUUUCGGCGAGGAACAUGCUGACGUCGCAGCAAGCUAUAACAACUUGGGAGCUGUUUAUCGCAAUCUUGGACAAUACAAUGAAGCAAAAGAAUACUACGAAAAGGCACUGAUCAUCAGGAAAAAGAUUUUCGGCGAGGAACAUGCUGACGUCGCAACAAGCUAUAACAACUUGGGAGUUGUUUAUAUCGAUCUUGGACAGUACAAUGAAGCAAAAAAAUACUACGAAAAGGCACUGAUCGUCAAGAAAAAGAUUUUCGGCGAGGAACAUGCUGACGUCGCAACAAGCUAUCACAACUUGGGAGUUAUUUUCGGCGAGGAACAUGCUAAAGUCGCAGCAAGCUAUAACAACUUGGGAGUUGUUUAUCAAGAUCUUGGACGGUACAAUGAAGCAAAAGAAUACUACGGAAAGGCAGUGAUCAUCAGGAAAAAGAUUUUCGGCGACGAACAUGCUGACGUCGCAGCGAGCUAUAAGAAUUAG